AUGGAUUGGGAUGUACAGCCUCUGACUGUCGACGACUUCCCGGAGAGCGCCGCUGAUGAGGAUGACGAAGAUGGGAGCACUGAAGUGGAGAAGGGACGGAUCUUGUUCGGUUAUAUGGUAGAGCUUACACAGAUCUUGGCGCAGAUCCUAUCGACUUUCUAUACGCUAAAGGCAGAGCGCGACUUCGCCAGUCGUGCGCACGAAGGCAUACGAUCACUCCUCAAUGCAGCGAAGCCUUUGCAACUCACACUUCGUCAGUGGUAUGCCAACAUGCCAGCUGCGCUAAAAGUGCAGGACGUUGCUGCGAGGAAGCUCUCCAGCGUCGGCUAUCUUCACCUUGGGUACUACGCGGUCGAGAUGACACUUCACCGACGCAUCAUCCGCUCAUUAUCCCCGGCAGACGAUCUCGAACUCCACAAUAUAUGCCGGCAAGCAGCACAGAUCCGACUGACAUCUGCCAUGAGCUUUGUGCAAUCUCUCCGACCCGAACAUCUCCAAUCCUUUUGGUAUUCAUCGUCCACCUACAACUUCAUACUCAUCGGCUCUUUCAUCUCGCUCCUUUGGGUGACAUCUCCUAGUAGGGAAGAAGCGGACAGAUACCGGGCUCAUCUAGACCAGUAUAGAUGGACCAUACGCCUCUCGAGCAAAUCGGCAGACUUUCUCGAAAGGGCCCUAGUGUCACUCGAUGUGUCAUCCAGUGCGCUAAUGAAAGCCAUUCCUGACGAAAUCAACUCGCCCGAUACAGCGGUUGGUCGUCAGUCCAGCAUGGGAUCAAGUCGCGAUCAUGGUGCGCUUGUCCCUGAUAGCAACAGGCCCGUGUCUGUUUCUUCAACACUUUCCGCUACCCAAUUCGAUGGAGGAACAUGCAAUACAUCGCUGGAAGGAACCGACCUCACGAAUCACUCGUGGUUUGAUGUGAUACACGAUAGCGACUUCGAAAGUCCAUACAAUGGCCAUGAUGUGCUUCUGCCUGGGCAGUCAGAUGUGUCAUAA
Alternaria conjuncta is the source of this 993-nucleotide messenger RNA. RefSeq lists its product as uncharacterized. NCBI's taxonomy places the organism in Eukaryota, Fungi, Ascomycota, Dothideomycetes, Pleosporales, Pleosporaceae. Bases 1 to 993 code for a protein of 330 amino acids. Gene Ontology annotation, cellular component: nucleus. The transcript has a single exon. The record is from RefSeq and is a predicted model, not a curated record.